AAAAAAGGCCACAGCUCAGUUGUAAUGCUAAAUAGAGUUCAAAGUCACUUGAGGAAAUUCUUUGAAGUUGGAGAAGAGAAGGACGUUUUCAGUUUAAUACUUUUGAAUGGCACUGUACUACUGUACUCCUUUGCUUUUUGGCUCUCUCGGCUUACCAUUCCGUACCUUUUUCUUUCCAUCAAAGCAAGCCCGAUUAUUUUCGGUUAUUAUGAAGCACUGUACGCCCUCAUUCAACUUCUAGGCCUUCGAAUUAGUAAAGAAGUCUCCAUCAAUUGUGAUACAAAACUUGCCUUACAGCUUGGAAACUUGGGAUUCCUUAUAAGCUUUCUACUUCUUGGAUUCUCCAAAAAUCUCCUUCUUCUCUUUUGUAGUGCAAUUCCCUUGUUACUCUCUCACAAUCUGACUAUUUCCCGGAAUCUUGCAAUUAUUUUGUCCAAAAGAGAAAAUGAACAAAGAGCUCUGACUACAAUAACACUUAGUAAUACGCUCGGAACAAUCCUGGGCUCCCUUUUCAGCGGAUUUUUAUUACCAUCACUUGGAUUCUUAGUCGUUUUCCUUUGUUCCGGGCUACUUGUGCUGCUGAAUAUGAUCCUUAUUGGAGUUUUACUCCCUAAGAAAGUCUACGUGCGUCCGUAUAACGAUACCACUUUCACCUCUAAACUACCUGAUCUGCCACAUGUUAUAAAGCAGCCCGAUGCUAAUUUUUUGCUGUCCUGUUUGGCCAGUCUGUCGCUUACACUCUUCAUGUUCAAAACUGCGGGUGUCAUGUACCUCGUGACCGAACUUCUUGCUCCUCCAGAAGUCGUGGGCGUAAUUUCGGCUAUGGGCGCCCUUUUAGGGUUUAUUGCGAAGCAUUUCACAGCAACCAAUCAAUUUUAUCGUCUGACGUUAUGCGAGGCCACCACCGUUCUUAUUUUUGGCCUCCUGCUCUUUUUUCCUGCCAAAAUACCAGUCUAUGCGGGGCUGAUGUUCUUUGCGCUGAUCUCUACUGGCGUCUCGACGAGUCUCUCGCUGUUGAUAGCCGCCUGCCGGGUCGAGGGCAAGCAUACUUUGUUCGAACUGGCGCAUUCCGCUGUCCAUCUCUCGUGCAUCUGCGCUCCGGCAUUGGCAAGCUUGCUUCUAUCUUUUGGCGGUUUCCAGUAUGUCUGCUUAGUAGGUGGACUGCUUGGCCUGGCCUCCCUUUUAAAAACUCUUUCCUUUGAGUCAACUUUCGAGUACAGCGAAAGUGAGCACUCUUUUAAUUUUAACGGCUAUUUUCCAACAGGUGUGGUUUUCAAUUUUAUAUAA
Molecule: messenger RNA, 1287 nt
Organism: Zophobas morio
Lineage: Eukaryota; Metazoa; Arthropoda; Insecta; Coleoptera; Tenebrionidae
Exons: 10
Coding region: 25-1287 (420 amino acids)
Biological process (GO): transmembrane transport
Cellular component (GO): nuclear envelope
Molecular function (GO): transmembrane transporter activity
Source: RefSeq, a predicted model, not a curated record